GGUGGCGCGUUAGUAUUGGUGGAGCGAGUGGGCGUGGUUGGUGAGUGACUCAACCUCUCUUCGCGUUGCUUAAAAACUACGACACCUUCCUCUCGCAAACCAGCGACCAACAUCGCACAACAUCAGUGAGAGCAUUUUGGAUAAGAGAGAUGAUCAUCAACGUGAAGGAAUCGACGAUGGUGCGGCCGGCGGAAGAGGGGGAGCGGCGGGUGGUGUGGAACUCGAACGUGGACCUGGUGGUGCCGAAUUUCCACACGCCCAGCGUCUACUUCUACAGAGCGAACGGCGUGUCCAACUUUUUCGAGGGGAAGGUUCUGAAGGAGGCACUGAGCAAGGUGCUGGUGCCCUUCUACCCAAUGGCUGGGAGGCUCCGGCGAGACGAAGACGGUCGCGUGGAGAUUGACUGCGACGGUCAGGGGGUUCUCUUCGUGGAGGCCGACACCGGCGCCGUCAUCGACGACUUCGGGGACUUUGCACCGACCCUUGAGCUCCGGCAGCUCAUCCCCGCCGUGGAUUAUUCGCAAGGGAUCGAAACCUAUCCCCUCUUGGUGUUACAGGUAACACACUUCAAAUGUGGAGGGGCAUCACUUGGAGUUGGUAUGCAGCAUCAUGUAGCAGAUGGAGCCUCUGGUCUUCAUUUCAUCAAUACAUGGUCUGAUGUGGCUCGUGGCUUGGAUGUAUCCAUUCCACCAUUCAUUGAUAGAACAAUACUUCGUGCGAGAGAUCCACCUCGACCAGUUUUUGAUCACAUUGAAUACAAGCCCCCACCAGCCAUGAAAACUCAACCAGCCACAGAAUCUGAUACUGCAGCUGUCUCUAUUUUCAAACUCACACGAGACCAGCUCUCCACCCUUAAAGCCAAGUCCAAAGAAGAUGGCAACACAAUCAACUACAGCUCUUAUGAGAUGUUGGCUGGACACGUUUGGAGAAGUGUCUGCAAAGCAAGAGCACUUCCUGAAGAUCAAGAGACCAAAUUGUACAUUGCAACUGACGGAAGAUCAAGGCUUCAACCUUCUCCUCCACCAGGUUACUUUGGCAAUGUCAUAUUCACAACCACACCCAUGGCUGUGGCAGGUGAUCUCGUCUCAAAACCAACAUGGUAUGCUGCAAGCAGAAUCCACAACGCAUUGCUACGAAUGGACAACGAAUAUUUGAGAUCCGCUCUUGACUAUCUAGAGCUGCAACCUGAUCUCAAAGCUCUGGUUCGUGGUGCACACACUUUCAAAUGUCCAAAUCUUGGCAUCACCAGCUGGACCAGGCUUCCAAUCCAUGAUGCUGACUUUGGUUGGGGAAGGCCCAUAUUCAUGGGUCCUGGUGGAAUUGCAUUCGAGGGUUUAUCUUUCAUAAUCCCAAACUCCACCAAUGAUGGUAGCUUAUCUGUCGCAAUAUCUCUUCAGCCCGACCAUAUGAAGCUGUUUAAGGAAUACUUGUAUGACAUUUGAGGAACGCCACGAUGUUUGUCGGUAUGCAACUGUUAGUGGCAUCCACUUCCACUUGAGUUAUCAUUACACUACAUUUCUCUUAUUAUAAAUGUUUUAUUUUGUAAGAAUACAUGAACUUUAGCAACCAUUAAUUUAACGUUACACUU
Molecule: messenger RNA, 1588 nt
Organism: Vigna umbellata (rice bean)
Lineage: Eukaryota; Viridiplantae; Streptophyta; Magnoliopsida; Fabales; Fabaceae
Product: shikimate O-hydroxycinnamoyltransferase-like
Molecular function (GO): acyltransferase activity, transferring groups other than amino-acyl groups
Source: RefSeq, a predicted model, not a curated record